Molecule: messenger RNA, 566 nt
Organism: Acaulospora morrowiae
Lineage: Eukaryota; Fungi; Glomeromycota; Glomeromycetes; Diversisporales; Acaulosporaceae
Source: the annotation of a GenBank genome assembly
CAGGUGAACGUUUUUUUGAAGAUUUUAAUUCUCAUUUUUGGGAGAGACCUAGUAAGAUCACCUAUGAUACAAUCUAUCACUGUGGUGAAACCCCAUUCGACAUAUUUCAUAAUACAAAUACAUCCACCAAAAGACGUCGCCGUAACCGUACCCACCACCAUCUUAUGAAAGUGACCAGUGAAAGGAAUGAGAAUAUCAGUGAAACAGCCACCACCAAUAAUAAUCAAGAUAAUAGAAGGAAUGAGAAUACCAGUGAAACGGCCACCACCAAUAAUAAUAAUCAAGAUAAUGGAAACAAUGUAAAUAAUGUAAAUGAUGUUAUUGUUGUUAAUGAUGGAAGUGGGAAUUCAGGUCAUAAUGCGAAUGAUGUAGAUGGAAAUUUAGGCUCUUCAAGCCAUUGCUCUGCAAUAGAUAAUGCUACAUACCCAUCUUCAUCUGAGUUGGUAAAUAUUACCUCAUCCCUUAAUAUAUCUGUAUCGCAAAAUGGCAGUGAUGUUAGUAUGUUCGAUGUUAAAAGUAGUCGACCACCCUCUUACAUGGAAUCUAUAAAUGAGGAGGGGGGUUAG